CCUCGUUCACUGCGUUUCUAUCUACUGGCUUUGUUUAGAGAAGAACGUUACCGAUCCAGUAGGAACACGCCGAUAUUCUGUCAAGCUAAUUUUAUAAGAAAUACUUUUCGUGGACUUGAAAUUUAGUAUCGAGAAGACUCUCAUAAGGAUCAAGGCAAACAGAGAAAGCGAAGAGUUGGGAAUAUGAGGUUAUUCAUCGUUAUUUUGACUGCUUUUUUGUGCGGUCUUGUGGCGGCGGCCGAUUCUAACAGUAAAGAUGGUACGAUGUUUAUAGACUCGAACAUCGAUGUAACAACUAUUAAACCAAACCAGAAGAUAAGUUCUAAAGAUUCUGAGUCUUCUGGUGAUGAUGAUGAUGGUUCUGGUGAUGUACAAGGAGACUCCAGUGGCAGUGGAAGUGGCGUAGUUGUUACGCCGAUAACAACCGCCAGUCAAAAAACUGUACGUCCAACAACACGAGAAGAAAACGUGGUUCCAAAAGUCACUGUCAAAAAGAUUCCUUCGACUAAGCCUACUACAGAGCCAGAAGCUGUUACUUCUUCUAAAAAACCUGAUAUCCUAACAGAAGAGGUUGGAAAAAUAACAACCACAACUGGCGAUGCAGUUAGCAAAACUGUAAGGCCGACAACAGAAGAAGACAUGUAUGGAGGAGGAGUUGGGAACGAUGGAAAUGUCGCGGCUAGGAAACAAGAGAAAGCAGGUCUACGGGUUCUGACCAAAGAAGUGAUCGCUGCAGUUAUUGUUGGAGGUAUCUGUGCUAUAAUACUGAUAGCCUUCCUCGUAUAUCGCUUAAGAAAGAGAGACGAAGGAAGCUAUGUGCUCACUGAUUCAGCAUACAAGGACACAAACAAAUUAAGGGGUGACCCGGGCAAGGAGGCCUUCGUUUGAGAAGCAAUUUUUCCCUUAUAAGACUUUUACUCUAUGAAACAAAAUCUGUACACAUUAUAGUGGAUAGAAUCUGAAAUAUGAUUCCACAACAAAAACCACCAAUUUAUAAGAGAAGUAUUGGUCCAUUUUAGAAAUGGUGUGCCGUACAUCUCUUUUAUCUCAACAAGCGUAACUGUUUUAUGGUUAAAUCCAUAGUAAUUUAAUUUUGUUUCAACCGUAUUUAGAAAAAAUUUCUUUUCAGUAGCAUGAAUAGUGUUUAUAUAUAUAUAUAUGCAUAUAUCUUAAUAUUUUCAACACCAUUUCAUCGAUUGAUUACGGUAGGAACACAAAUAUGUCCUAUGUCUUUUGAUAGGUUAAUUCUAACGAUUUUUUUAUCCCGAAUAUUGUCUUCGGUCGAUUUAAAUUAUGGAAGGUAUGGCUAUCAGUCUUUUGAGAAUAAAAAAAUAUGUCCGGCAGAAAUCUUGAAUAACUAGAUAGGGAAUAGAAUUGAUAAUUGGAUUCGAGUUUAAGCAUUCUUGCGGAAGGCCAGUGAGAACAAUUUACUGCUUUCAGUGCUUGAUUGUCGCUCUAAGAAUUGCCUAAUGGUGGUCAUUUAGCUUCAUUCUUACAUAAAUCAUUAGAAUCGAAGUUUUUUKAUCACAAAGGCUGCCAAAUUAGACAUUUUUUUUAUAUGCGCGUAAAUUAAUUUUAAGAAAUUUGGACAUUUUCCAAAAUCAGUGAAUAAGCUCAAUGUGUUAAUAUGCCCUUAGCAAACAAUAUGUAUCACUUUGAAGGCAAUAUUCCCAGAUGUUAUUGUAAUAUAUGUGCAUAAACCGAAGAUUUGUUUGUAUUUUCUUAAAAAUUUUGGUCAUUUGAGGGGUAAAGUAGAUUAAACUCCAAAGGGAUCGUUUUUGUUGGACCCAAUUUUUUUAUUCGUAUGAUUUUUCAGCAUAAAACAAUGAAGUCAGCGCUGUCGAAGCGAUGUGCUCAAUGAGGCAUAAAUAAUUUAACGAAAAAUAUUUUACUUUAUCAAUCUAGCCUAAAUUAACCAAAAAAACCUGUAAUCUCUAAAAAUUUUGUAUUUGAAUAAACACGUUAGCUUUUA
Actinia tenebrosa (Australian red waratah sea anemone) is the source of this 1972-nucleotide messenger RNA. RefSeq lists its product as uncharacterized. Lineage: Eukaryota; Metazoa; Cnidaria; Anthozoa; Actiniaria; Actiniidae. Gene Ontology annotation, biological process: cell migration. The record is from RefSeq and is a predicted model, not a curated record. Gene Ontology annotation, cellular component: cell surface; membrane.